This is a messenger RNA of Homalodisca vitripennis (glassy-winged sharpshooter), 1310 nucleotides long. RefSeq lists its product as uncharacterized. Lineage: Eukaryota; Metazoa; Arthropoda; Insecta; Hemiptera; Cicadellidae. The transcript is spliced from 6 exons. The coding region runs from base 2 to 694 and encodes 230 amino acids. The record is from RefSeq and is a predicted model, not a curated record.
CAUGAAAAUGUGCAAAAAGGAAAUUCCUGGAUUGUACAGAAUUGUCACAAGGAAAGACGCUCCAACAGCUAAAGACGCUGUCUCAUACAUUGACAAAUUUUUCAAAGUGGACACUGACUGUGAACUGGUAUUCUCACGCCUAGAGGAUUUCACAAUCAUAGACUUCGAAGCUAUAAAAGAGUACGUGACAUCCAAAGGACUGGACCAUAUCUGCGAUGACGUACACCACAUGACAGUGUUCAUGCGACGCACUCCUCAAUACUGGAGGGACAAGAUUUUAGCCAGUGGGAAGAUGUACAAUCAUAAGUACUUCAUCCACCCUCCAACUUCACAAUCGUCUGGGAAGGGUCUAAACCCACUGUUGCAACAACCAGUUUCGGCAGUGCCUCAACCGAAUGUCCUUGAAAAAUCUGGAGUUCAACAGAAUAAAAAAGUCCCCGGCCCAACAGAAGAGGAAAAGAGACAGUGUUUGGAACGUAUAAAAGACAUACAUGAGAAGUAUACAGGCAGGAAGGCCAGAAAAAAAAAGACCAGAAGGCAACAAUAUAUGAGAUCCAUUUCUGAUGAGAAGGUGCGGAUGGGAAUACCUCUGAUUGAGAUCCACGAGCUUCGGUUUGUGGGAAAGAAGCGUAGAAAGAAAGCGCAGCGCAUGAAGGAAGAAUUGGCCAAGAUGUACGCAAGCCGAAGAAACUGAAAAAGGAACAACACUGGGUGGAGAAACUGUGGUUGGAGUCAUUUAUGGACAAACCAAAAACCAAAAUCUAGGGGGAAAUCAGAUUUCCUGUACAGGAUAUUCUGACACGGGUCAUUAGGCCUGGAAAAUAUCCAGUUUGUCUUCUCCAAGGAAGAAGACAAAAGAACCAAAGAUGUUGCUCCUGGUGGCUAAUAGAACAUUAAAACAAAUUAUGUUAAUGACCGUGCAGUUGGAUUUUUUGUUGUUUUAACAGUAAAUAGUUUGUUUUGUAUCAAUAUACUAAACUGAAAUAUUUUGUACUUACACUAUAAAAUAUUAUGUCAUAGAGAGUGUAUACUUCUAAGGAAAUUUUUAUUAAAUGUGAUCUCACUGUUAUUUUUAUGUUUUGUAACUUUUGAUGGUUAAUUUUUUUUACUUUAUUAUUACGUGAAAAGAGAUGUAUUUACUUAUAUUAUUACUUGAAAAAAGGUGUUUUUACUUAUAUUAUUACUUGAAAAAAAGGUGUUUUUACUUAUAUUAUUACUUGAAAAAAGGUGUUAAUUUCACAGAAUUAUUGCGAAGUAAAGUGUUAAAAGGUGUAAAAAAAUGUCCUCAAUAUAUUAUAAAUAUAUAUUAA